AUGUAUUAUAAUUACUACUCUCGUAUUCAUUAUGUUUAACCUAAAUAACCACAACAAUGUUGCAAUCCCUACAUUGUAUCACCCAGAAUGUCCGUCAUCCCCACUUCCAUAAAACAAAUGAGAGAAUCCAUACAAAUACCAUACAAUUAAGAUAUCAUGAAGGCAAGUGCCAUCCUAGAAGUGGGCCAACGAACUCGUAAUACUCAUUACAAACAGCGAUUAGAGGAGUUGUAUCUCAAGUACGAGGAUGGUUGCAUUUAUAGGGGUUAAGGCAUUCCACCCUCGCAAAGACAUGGCAUGGGAGUCUUGUUCAACACCGAAAAUCAAGAGGUCUAUUCUGGAGAAUGGUUCAAUAAUCUCUAUGAAGGAUUUGGAAUCUUGGUCAAUCAAUCCCCACGUGUUAUCAAACAUAAAAUUGACCCCAAAGAUUUAAACACCAUUGAAGAUGGAUGGCAUGACUACAAAGGCUAUUUUAAAUCAAAUAAAAUGCAUGGCGAAGGCAUCCUAACACUUACAAAUGGUCAGAAAUUUGAAGGCCAUUUUAUUAACGGUAUGAUUCAUGGAAAAGGACGCUUUUAUGGAGAUCAAAUCAUCGUCGGAAAUUGGUUUGAAGGUGUUUUAAUUUGA
Molecule: messenger RNA, 627 nt
Organism: Paramecium tetraurelia
Lineage: Eukaryota; Ciliophora; Oligohymenophorea; Peniculida; Parameciidae
Exons: 3
Source: RefSeq, a predicted model, not a curated record